This is a messenger RNA of Felis catus (domestic cat), 791 nucleotides long. RefSeq names its product TCR gamma alternate reading frame protein (gene TARP). NCBI's taxonomy places the organism in Eukaryota, Metazoa, Chordata, Mammalia, Carnivora, Felidae. The coding region runs from base 10 to 729 and encodes 239 amino acids. The transcript is spliced from 5 exons. The record is from RefSeq and is a predicted model, not a curated record.
AGGCGGGCGAUGCAGGGGCAGCAGGCUAGGUUCUGGUGUCGGCUCAGCUUUGGUCACAAAUGGCAGCAGGAUCCUUGGAGAGAUGAACGUCCUGUUGAGAACAUUUCCCCAAAGCCUACAAUUUUUCUUCCUUCAAUUGCUGAAAGAAAACUCCAUAAGACUGGAACAUAUCUUUGUCUUCUUGAGGAUUUUUUCCCUGGUGUUAUCGAGAUAUAUUGGAAAGAAAAGAAUGGCAAAACAAUUCUGGAAUCCCAGCAGGGAAACACCAUGAAAACUAAGGACACAUAUAUGAAAUACACCUGGCUGACCGUGAGUGAAGAGUCAAUGGGUAAAGAACACAAAUGUGUUGUCAAACAUGAUAGUAAUAAAGGAGGGGUCGAUCAAGAGAUUCUUUUUCCUUCAAUAGACAAAGAUUUGGUGUCGGUGAUGGGAUCUGAAAUGGACUUCCAGGGGCAAUCAGAGACAAGGAGACAGCCAGGGGAGGUAACUGUGAGCCCCUUGAGUUCACUGUCCUCCUCACCAUUUUCAAGGGCUGUAGAUCUCACUGCUAUUCACUCUACAGAAGCUUCUCUGAAGGAUGAAAAUGACGCCCUGCAUCUGCAUCUCGUGAACAACUCUGCCUACUAUACCUACCUCCUGCUCCUCCUCAAGAGCAUGGUCUAUUCUGCCAUUAUCACUGUCAAUCUGCUUGGGAAACCCACACUCUUUGGUAAUGGGAAGAGUUCCUAACACAUGGUGGCACAAAAGGUCCACCUUUUUCCAUUGGCUGUUAUCCCUAAAACAGCCUAAAA